Messenger RNA from Rubroshorea leprosula, 439 nucleotides. NCBI's taxonomy places the organism in Eukaryota, Viridiplantae, Streptophyta, Magnoliopsida, Malvales, Dipterocarpaceae. The record is from the annotation of a GenBank genome assembly.
ACAUAAGAGACAACUAACACUCAAUAUACAGAGAGAGAGUAUCAGGGGAUUUAGAAGAGGAAGAGGGAAUGGCAACUGGAGCAGUUUACAGGAUGUUUGAUGGAUGCAUAGCUGCGAAUGACAAAGACAUCCAGUGGAGGCCAUACCACCGCAACUGUGGCUGUGCGCUACACAAGUUGAAAGGUGGCAGUUCCCAUGCCUGUUCCCAACCAAGGAACAUAGCUUUCCCAAAGAAACAAUGGCAAAGUUAUUGUUCCUUGUCAAUAGAAGCUUCUACAUUCUCUUCUCAAUCGUCCCCUCUUCCUGUUGAUCUCUCAUUGCUCAGAAAACAUUGAAGAAAUGAAUGAAGGCUUGGUGCAUAGAUUACAGGUUAGAUAAUGUUUCAAUUUUUACUCCCAAAAUUCUGAUUCUGUAAAUUCAGUAAAUAACAAUGUAAUUA